Messenger RNA from Clonostachys byssicola, 417 nucleotides. The record is from the annotation of a GenBank genome assembly. NCBI's taxonomy places the organism in Eukaryota, Fungi, Ascomycota, Sordariomycetes, Hypocreales, Bionectriaceae.
AUCUCCCAAGGUGUGCAUCAAAUCCCCAUCUUCUCCAUCUCCAUCUGUUGCUGGACAAAAUCUGCCGUGUGGAAUAGACUGCCAAGGCGGGAAUUAAAACUCCAGAAUCGUCGCUCUCGAGGCACAUGUAGCACGACCACACACUGCAACGACCGUAGCAUCAUGACUAACUGCAUAGUGCGUCCAUACACAUUUGUAUUACUAGUUCAUAAAUAUGUGCAUUUCUCGACGCUAGAGGAGGCGGCCAUCUUACCAUCCUACCCAAGAGGCCACACGCGACCCUCCAUCCCCAAAGAUUCCAAUAUUGACCCCACCAAGCACCACCAACUCCACAGCCAGGGCGGAAUAGGAAGCAAACGGACGCUCACAUAUCACAUCUCCACGCCAGAACAAGCGCGAGGAGCGCAAAAGGCAGAC